AUGUCCCUAUUUGGCAGACCCACGGAUCCUUUUCAGCAAGCCCUCAACGUCCAAUCCUGCCAUAACACUGCGCUACGACAGUACCGAAUGGCAGUCAGAUCUUCCAAUGUGCGCACACGACAGCGCGCUCUGAGGAGCCACCACAUUUAUCUCAAACAGCUGCUGGACAAUGAAGCGGGAUACGAAACGGAUUUGUUCAAAUCUCUCAAGCACAUCGAGGAGGUUGUCCGCAAAUGGUCGGUCCUAUACAAGGCUGGAGACCGCAAGGGCGCGCAGAAGGCUGUGGAGCCCAUCUACCUGGAAUUUCGCGAUACCUGCCACACAAGAGAGUUUGAAAAAUUGAGUGAGUCUGAGCAGGACGAGCUACUUUUAGACAUUUGUCUGGCGUACAAUCGGCUCAACGGCUCCAUCCAAGACUCUACAGCUCUGCGCGGCCAGCUGUAG
Messenger RNA from Yarrowia lipolytica CLIB122, 444 nucleotides. RefSeq lists its product as uncharacterized. The record is from RefSeq and is a predicted model, not a curated record. Lineage: Eukaryota; Fungi; Ascomycota; Dipodascomycetes; Dipodascales.